Lycium ferocissimum is the source of this 1536-nucleotide messenger RNA. Its product is annotated as E3 ubiquitin-protein ligase At4g11680-like. Bases 155 to 1204 code for a protein of 349 amino acids. The record is from RefSeq and is a predicted model, not a curated record. The transcript has 5 exons. Lineage: Eukaryota; Viridiplantae; Streptophyta; Magnoliopsida; Solanales; Solanaceae.
CCUUAUCCUAAUAGGCUUUCCAUUUCCAAUUAUUGACCCUUUCAUUAUUUGCAUCAGUGUUAAACCACAACCAAUACCAAAGCUACUCUUCUUCUACUAUACAAAUCCGUCACUCAUCAUUCAACACAUAUCUACAUAAUUAUUAAUCAAGCAAAUGUUUUUACCAAGUUCAUCAAAUUCAGUACCCUUACUAAGAUCCAUCAAUAAUGACAACCUGCGAUCACCCCAUAGACACAGUCUUCAAGAAGCAAUUCGGGUUAUCCAAAGAUCCACAAACCGACCCGGUUUAAUGAUGCGUCAACCAUCUGAGCCCGACCCGCAAAGUAAUAAUAAUUGGGCUUACUCAAAGCCCGUUGUGAUUAUUGAUAUUAUAUGGAACUUUAUGUAUAUUGUUGCUGCAAUCUUGGUUUUAUUUUUGAGUAGAAAAGAAGACCCGGAAAUGCCUUUACGGACUUGGAUUGUUGGGUACUGUUUGUUUUGUGUACUUCACGUUGUUAGUGUUUUGUUGGAGUAUAAGAGAAGAGGAUAUGGGUCAGAGGCUUUCGGGUCGGGUUCUAGUGGGUCUAGUGGUUAUGUUACUUUGGCUGAAUUAACCCCUGGAAGAACAAGUAACAUGACAAAGUAUAUGGAUUCUGCAAAUACAAUGUUAUCAUUCUUCUGGUGGAUCAUUGGAUUUUAUUGGGUAUGUACUGGUGGACAGCCAAUGGUAGACGAAUCUCCUCAAUUAUACUGGCUUUGCAUUGUUUUCUUGGCUUUUGAUGUAUUCUUUGUGGUAUUUUUACUUGUGAUGGCUUGUGCUAUUGGUCUCGGACUUUGCUGUUGCCUUCCAUGUAUUAUUGCUGUUCUAUAUGCUGUAGCUGAUAAGAAAGGAGCAGAGAAAGAAGAUAUUGAACAACUGUCUAAGUACAUGUUCCGACGCAAUGGUUGUACUGACAAUUGUACUGAUGAGAUCGAAGGAACAAUUGCUGGAUUCAUGACCCUGUGUGGGAGAGAUGCACCAACGGAUGAGCGCUCACUUUCUACAGAUGAUGCUGAAUGUUCCAUAUGCCUGUCUACUUAUGAUGAUGGAGAUGAACUUCGAGAACUUCCCUGUGGUCACCUUUUUCACUGUACUUGUAUCGACAAAUGGCUAUAUAUGAGUGCCACCUGUCCCCUUUGCAAGCGCAGCAUUGUUGGGGCUCGCAGUUGCUGUGAAGAAGUUUAGGAGAGGGUCAUUACUGCUGGUGUUGGUUGCGAGCUUUUACACGUGCUGUUAUGUCAACACGGAGUCGUAGCUUAUUUGUCCUACCUAUUUUUGUUUGUGCGUAUUUUCAUCUGUACAGAUAAACUUUGCCUAGCUAUAGAUACGCUACUGCAGAUAAAUACACAUGCUUCUCUAGGCUUCCUUUAUCUCUCUGGGUUCAUAUUUAUAUUUAUUCUUUUGUUCUUUUUGUAAGUUGAGAAUGGUUUAGUUUAUCUACGGUGAUGUGUUCACUUGUUUGUAAGAAUUUGUAGUUAUUAUUGUAUUUAAUAAAGGUUUGCUUUGGUAAUUAAUAA